CAUAAAUAUGGCCAACAAGCAGAGGAAGUCGAGUGGCGGCAUCGAGUGGGCCACGGCCACCGGCACAGUGCAGCUCCUGGAAAGGAGCCACUGCAGCAGCAGCAGCAGAGAUAGCGAGUACCCCGCCCCGCCCCUCCCAGCCACCCAACACCACCACCAGCAGCACCACUGCAGAGUCCAGCGGGAGCAGGAUCAGCCGCUGCCAAUGGGCCGCCACCUGCGCCACCUGCUCAUCGCCGGACUGCUGCUCGUGUGCCUCGUGGGCGGGACGGAGGGCCGGCGGCAUGCGCCGCUCAUGUUCGAGGAGUCCGACACGGGCAGGCGCUCCAACCGACCAGCGGUCACCGAAUGUCAGUUUGGCAAAGUUCUGCGCGAAUUAGGCUCGACCUGGUAUGCGGAUUUGGGUCCACCCUUCGGCGUUAUGUACUGCAUCAAGUGUGAAUGCGUGGCGAUACCCAAGAAGCGCCGCAUCGUUGCACGCGUCCAGUGUCGCAAUAUUAAGAACGAGUGUCCGCCGGCCAAAUGCGAUGAUCCCAUCUCGCUGCCCGGAAAAUGCUGCAAGACCUGUCCCGGCGAUCGGAACGAUACGGAAGUGGCCUUGGAUGUGCCAGUGCCCAGCGAAGAGGAAGAGCGCAACAUGAAACAUUACGCUGCGCUGCUGACGGGCCGCACUUCCUACUUCCUCAAAGGCGAGGAGAUGAAGUCCAUGUACUCCACCUACAAUCCGCAGAACGUGGUGGCCACCGCCCGCUUUCUGUUCCACAAGAAGAACCUCUACUACUCGUUCUACACCUCGUCGCGCAUCGGUCGUCCGCGGGCCAUUCAGUUCGUGGACGAUGCCGGCGUCAUCCUGGAGGAGCACCAGCUGGAGACCACGCUGGCGGGCACCCUGAGUGUCUACCAGAAUGCCACCGGCAAGAUCUGCGGCGUGUGGCGUCGUGUGCCCAGGGACUACAAGCGCAUCCUGCGUGAUGACCGCCUCCAUGUGGUCCUCCUCUGGGGCAACAAGCAGCAGUCGGAGCUGGCUUUGGCCGGCAAAGUGGCCAAGUACACGGCACUGCAGACGGAGCUGUUCAGUUCGCUGCUGGAGGCGCCACAAACGCAACCCGACGGCAAGACGGAUCCCCAGUUGGCCGGAGCCGGUGGCACGGCCAUUGUGUCCACCAGCAGUGGAGCCGCCUCCUCCAUGCACCUCACCCUGGUCUUCAACGGCGUCUUCGGCGCCGAGGAGUUCGCCGACGCGGCACUGAGUGUGAGGAUCGAGCUGCCGGAACGCAAGGAGGUGAUCUUCGAUGAGGUGCCGCGGGUGCGCAAACCCUCCGCCGAGAUCAAUGUCCUGGAGCUGUCCUCGCCCAUCUCGAUCCAGAACCUGCGUCUGAUGUCCCGCGGCAAACUGCUGCUGACGGUGGAGUCCAAGAAGUAUCCCCAGCUCCGCAUCCAGGGUCAUAUUGUGACCCGGGCCAGCUGCGAGAUCUUCCAAACUCUGCUGGCGCCGCACAGUUCCGAGUCCGCCACCAAGAGCAGUGGUUUGGCCUGGGUCUACCUGAACACCGACGGCUCCCUGGCCUACAACAUCGAGACGGAGCACGUGAACACCCGCGACCGACCCAACAUCAGCCUGGUGGAGGAGCAGGGCAAGCGCAAGGCCAAGCUGGAGGACCUCACACCCAGUUUCAACUUCAACCAGGCCAUUGGCAGCGUGGACAAGCUGGGCCCCAAGGUCCUGGAGUCGCUCUACGCCGGCGAGCUGGGCGUGAACGUGGCCACCGAGCACGAGACGAGCCUGAUCCGAGGACGACUGGUCCCACGACCCGUGGCCGAUGCCCGCGACUCCGCCGAACCGAUCCUGCUGAAGCGACAGGAGCAGUCGGAGGCGCAGAAUCCACAUGCCGUGGGCAUGGCCUGGAUGUCGAUCGACAACGAGUGCAACCUGCACUACGAGGUGACCCUCAACGGAGUGCCCGCCCAGGAUCUGCAGCUGUAUCUCGAGGAGAAGCCCAUCGAGGCGAUUGGGGCACCGGUGACGAGGAAGCUGCUCGAAGAAUUCAACGGCUCCUACCUGGAGGGCUUCUUCCUCAGCAUGCCCUCCGCGGAACUGAUCAAGCUGGAGAUGAGCGUCUGCUACCUGGAGGUGCACUCGAAGCACUCCAAGCAGCUGCUCCUGCGCGGCAAACUGAAGAGCACCAAGGUGCCGGGCCACUGUUUCCCCGUCUACACGGACAACAAUGUGCCGGUGCCCGGUGACCACAACGACAACCACCUGGCCAACGGGGAGACCAAGUGCUUCCACUCCGGUCGCUUCUACAACGAGUCGGAGCAGUGGCGCAGUGCCCAGGAUGCCUGCCAGAUGUGCGCCUGCCUGCGUGGCCAGUCCAGUUGCGAGGUGAUCAAGUGUCCGGCGGUCAAGUGCCGCUCCGCCACGGAGCAGAUGCUGCAGCGCGAGGGCGAGUGCUGCCCCAGCUGCGUGUCCAAGAAGGAGGCCGCCGAGUGGUCGGCCAUGUCCUCCUCCUCCUCGCCGGCCACCAAUGCCACCGAUCUGCUGCAACAGCGACGCGGCUGCCGACUGGGCGAGCAGUUCCAUCCCGCCGGCGCCAGCUGGCAUCCGUUCCUGCCGCCCAACGGCUUCGACACCUGCACCACCUGCAGCUGCGACCCGCUCACUUUGGAGAUCCGCUGCCCCCGCCUGGUGUGCCCGCCGCUGCAGUGCAGCGAGAAGCUGGCCUACCGUCCCGACAAGAAGGCCUGCUGCAAGGUGUGUCCCGAGGGCAAGCAGAGCAGCUCCGGCAACCACAAGGCCACGCCCAACAACCCCAACGUGCUGCAGGACCAGGCCAUGCAGCGCUCCCCCAGCCACAGUGCCGAGGAGGUCCUGGCCAGCGGCGGCUGCAAGGUGGUGAACAAGGUCUACGAGAACGGCCAGGAGUGGCACCCCAUCCUCAUGUCCCACGGCGAGCAGAAGUGCAUCAAGUGCCGCUGCAAGGACUCCAAGGUGAACUGCGACCGCAAGCGCUGCUCCCGCUCCACGUGCCAGCAGCAGACCCGCGUGUCCAGCAAGCGGCGCCUGUUCGAGAAGCCGGACGCAGUGGCUCCGGCCAUCGACGAGUGCUGCUCCACCCAGUGCCGCCGGUCGAGGCGCCACCACAAGCGGCAGCCGCACCACCAGCAGCGCUCCUCCAGUUGAGCGAUCCCCUCCAGUUGAGGAUGGCAGGGCAGCAGGAUGGACCCGGAUCCAGAUCCAGAUCCAGAGGACCACUCCAGAUCCACGGGGGAAACCACUUACUCACUCAGUGCGAUGUGCACCACCCGAUCACACACCCACACAACCGCACACCCACCCACACUCACAUCACCCACACAAUCGAGCAUACACACACACUUGUGCAAGGACUUGCAUAGAUCGUUGUUGUUAUGUGGCAGCAAUGGAAACUUGUAUUAUAUAUAUGAAAACAAAGGGAGAAACGGAGAAUUCUCAUUAACGAAAAAUACAAAAAAAAAAAAAUGAAUGG
This is a messenger RNA of Drosophila rhopaloa, 3506 nucleotides long. It is a transcript of the gene sog, whose product is annotated as dorsal-ventral patterning protein Sog. Gene Ontology annotation, molecular function: protein binding. The transcript is spliced from 6 exons. The record is from RefSeq and is a predicted model, not a curated record. NCBI's taxonomy places the organism in Eukaryota, Metazoa, Arthropoda, Insecta, Diptera, Drosophilidae. Gene Ontology annotation, biological process: multicellular organism development. Bases 8 to 3181 code for a protein of 1057 amino acids.